Messenger RNA from Cooperia oncophora, 450 nucleotides. The record is from the annotation of a GenBank genome assembly. NCBI's taxonomy places the organism in Eukaryota, Metazoa, Nematoda, Chromadorea, Rhabditida, Trichostrongylidae.
AUGGCGGUGGUUCGAGUGAUCAACGAUGGAUAUGAAACACCUUCAUUAGAGGACAGAACUGACUUCUCUGAUCUAGCCAAUGCAAAAAUUCAGUUAGAACAUUCCUGGAAUCGUCGGAGAAUGUCAGAAACUAAUGUUGGUGGGCCGUUACUUCUGUCUCGACCAUCGCAGAUGUCUUUUUCGCAUAAUGGUGUUUGUGAACGACGCUGGCAGAGUGAAGCAAGCACCAUAAAUAGGUAUCCUGCAGUAGAUGGAAGCAACAUUGAUGAUGAACUCAGUGAAGGUGUUCUGACGCGCAUGUGGUCGGUGCAUGGAUUCGGUCAAGCAUGGCAUUGGCUUCGUGAGAAGAAAAGAGCUCAGUGUACUCCGUUAAAUGUGCAUCUCACCUAUAUAACUCUGUCUUGGACGAGUAUACUUCAAGGUAGUACUACUGAAAACUAUUGCGAUUGA